This is a messenger RNA of Charadrius vociferus (killdeer), 2195 nucleotides long. RefSeq names its product minichromosome maintenance complex component 5 (gene MCM5). Gene Ontology annotation, molecular function: single-stranded DNA helicase activity; single-stranded DNA binding; 3'-5' DNA helicase activity. Bases 1 to 2085 code for a protein of 694 amino acids. Gene Ontology annotation, cellular component: MCM complex; nucleus. The record is from RefSeq and is a predicted model, not a curated record. NCBI's taxonomy places the organism in Eukaryota, Metazoa, Chordata, Aves, Charadriiformes, Charadriidae. The transcript is spliced from 16 exons. Gene Ontology annotation, biological process: DNA replication initiation; DNA replication; double-strand break repair via break-induced replication.
AUGGGUAUUAUCCUGCAUAGAAUUUUUCUAAUCGUCUCUCUGGUCUUGGAUGAGCUUAAGCGGCACUAUAACCUGAGUCAGUACUGGGUGGAGGUGGAGAUGGAAGACCUGGCCAGCUUUGAUGAAGAUCUCGCCGACUAUCUGUACAAACAACCAGCGGAGCACCUGCAGCUGUUGGAAGAAGCAGCAAAAGAAGUCGCCGAUGAGGUCACCCGUCCUCGUCCUUCGGGGGAGGAAGCUCUCCAAGACAUCCAGGUCAUGCUGAGAUCGGAUGCCAACGCAGCCAACAUCCGCAGCCUGAAGUCCGACCAGAUGUCCCACCUUGUGAAGAUCCCUGGCAUCGUAAUUGCAGCAACUCCUGUGAGAGCCAAAGCCACCAAAAUAGCCAUUCAGUGCCGCAGCUGCCGUAACACCAUCAGCAACAUUGCGGUGCGCCCGGGCCUGGAGGGUUACGCUCUCCCCAGGAAAUGCAACACGGAACAAGCCGGCCGCCCAAAGUGCCCGCUGGACCCCUAUUUCAUCAUGCCAGAUAAGUGCAAGUGUGUGGACUUCCAGGUCCUGAAGCUGCAGGAGUCCCCCGACGCUGUGCCGCACGGCGAGAUGCCCCGACACUUGCAGCUGUACUGCGACAGGUACCUGUGUGACAAAGUUGUCCCAGGGAACAGAGUCACUAUCAUGGGCAUCUACUCCAUCAAGAAGUCUGCCCAGAGCAAGAACAGAAGCCGUGACAACGUGGGCGUGGGCAUCCGAAGUGCUUACAUCCGUGUGGUGGGCAUCCAGGUGGACGUGGAGGGCUCAGGACACAGCUUUGCUGGCUCCGUAACUCCUCAAGAAGAGGAGGAACUUCGUCGCCUCGCUGCCAUGCCCAACAUCUAUGAGACAAUCGCCAAGAGCAUCGCACCUUCCAUCUAUGGCAGCACUGACAUCAAGAAAGCCAUUGCCUGCCUCUUAUUUGGAGGCUCUCGCAAGAGGCUCCCGGAUGGACUGACCCGCAGAGGAGACAUCAACUUACUGAUGCUGGGUGACCCCGGCACGGCCAAAUCCCAGCUGCUGAAGUUUGUUGAGAAGUGUUCGCCCAUUGGGGUAUACACCUCGGGGAAAGGCAGCAGCGCUGCCGGCUUGACGGCCUCAGUGAUCCGUGACCCUUCCUCCAGGAGUUUCUUCAUGGAGGGAGGAGCCAUGGUGCUGGCGGAUGGUGGAGUGGUGUGCAUCGAUGAGUUUGACAAGAUGCGGGAGGAUGACCGUGUGGCUAUCCACGAGGCUAUGGAGCAGCAGACCAUCUCCAUUGCUAAGGCAGGAAUCACAACCACACUCAACUCCCGCUGCUCAGUGCUGGCAGCUGCCAACUCUGUCUUCGGGCGCUGGGACGAGACCAAGGGCGAGGAGAACAUUGAUUUUAUGCCCACCAUCCUGUCCCGAUUUGACAUGAUCUUCAUCGUCAAGGAUGAGCACAACGAGGAACGAGACAUGACGCUGGCCAAGCACGUGAUGUCCUUACACGUGAGUGCCUUGACACAGACCCAGGCUGUGGAGGGCGAGAUCGAGCUGAACAAGCUGAAGAAGCUCAUCUCCUUCUGUCGGACGAAGUGUGGCCCUCGGCUGUCAGCAGCGGCGGCGGAGAAGCUGAAGAACCGCUACAUCCUCAUGCGGAGUGGCACUCGCCAGCACGAGCAGGAGAGCGACCGCCGUUCCAGCAUCCCCAUCACUGUCCGGCAGCUGGAGGCUAUUGUGCGCAUUGCCGAGUCCCUGGGGAAGAUGAAGCUUCAGCCCUUUGCCACCGAGGCAGAUGUUGAGGAGGCCUUGCGGCUCUUCCAGGUGUCCACGCUUGAUGCGGCCAUGUCGGGCAGCCUGUCAGGGGCAGAAGGCUUCACGACGCAAGAAGACCAAGAGAUGCUGUCCCGCAUUGAGAAGCAGCUCAAGCGCCGCUUCGCCAUCGGCUCUCAGGUGUCGGAGCACAGCAUCGUCCAGGACUUCAUGCGGCAGAAAUACCCAGAACAUGCCAUCUACAAGGUGCUGCAGCUGAUGAUGCGGCGGGGAGAGAUCCAGCACCGCAUGCAACGCAAAGUCCUCUACCGCAUCAAGUGACCUCCCCAUCCCACGUAUGGGGAGGGAACCGCUGCUGCCUGUGGGCAGAGAGCCCUGUGGGGUCUGUGCCUGCUCCAGGAAGAAGCUUUUCCUGGGGGAGCCAACCAGCC